Glycine soja is the source of this 3317-nucleotide messenger RNA. RefSeq names its product pentatricopeptide repeat-containing protein At2g37310. Gene Ontology annotation, molecular function: RNA binding; protein binding. Gene Ontology annotation, biological process: RNA modification. Bases 227 to 2230 code for a protein of 667 amino acids. The record is from RefSeq and is a predicted model, not a curated record. Lineage: Eukaryota; Viridiplantae; Streptophyta; Magnoliopsida; Fabales; Fabaceae. The transcript has a single exon.
CUUUUAUUGUUGUCGAGUGAAUGGUGCUAUCGGCUAUUCACUAGAUCUUGAUUAGCUUUAAGAAUCAAGCAAAACCGAAUCACGAGCUUCUCAGUACAAAAUCGUAUGGCCACGAAAACACUUAAUUGGGCCUCAGCCCAGCCCAAAAUAUUUUUAUAAUUGUUGAAUAUAGAACAGAAAAACUAGGAGAAAUUCGAAUUUCGAAAGUGCCUCGCGAAACAAAUGAAUGAGGAUCCGUAACCUGGUGGCACCCACCCUUCAAUUUCAAACACAAUCGACAGUAACCGGUAACCUCCGACGAAGGCUCUCCCCCCCCGGCGUCGACUUCGCCGCCUAUGGCUCGGCCCUCCAGCACUGCUCCGACCACCGCCUCCUCCGCCAGGGCAAGCAGCUCCACGCUCGCCUCAUCCUACUCUCCGUUACACCCGAUAACUUCCUCGCCUCGAAACUCAUCCUCUUCUACUCCAAAUCCAACCACGCGCACUUCGCGCGUAAGGUGUUCGACACGACCCCCCACAGAAACACCUUCACGUGGAACGCCAUGCUCCUCGGCUACUCCUUCAACAGCAUGUUCCGCCACGCGCUCAACCUCUUCGGGUCGUUCACUUUCUCCACAACCCCCAACGCCUCCCCCGAUAACUUCACCAUAUCCUGCGUCUUGAAAGCCUUAGCUUCGUCUUUUUGUAGCCCCGAAUUGGCGAAAGAGGUUCACUGUUUAAUCCUUCGACGCGGGUUGUACUCUGAUAUUUUCGUUCUCAACGCGUUGAUCACGUGCUACUGCAGGUGCGACGAGGUUUGGCUUGCGCGGCACGUGUUCGACGGAAUGUCCGAGAGAGAUAUCGUAACGUGGAACGCGAUGAUUGGUGGGUAUUCUCAGAGGAGGUUAUAUGAUGAGUGUAAGAGGUUGUACUUGGAGAUGUUGAAUGUUUCCGCGGUUGCACCCAAUGUGGUUACGGCGGUGAGCGUGAUGCAGGCGUGUGGACAGUCCAUGGACCUUGCGUUUGGAAUGGAGCUUCACCGUUUCGUGAAGGAGAGUGGAAUUGAGAUUGAUGUUUCGCUCUCCAAUGCUGUGGUUGCUAUGUAUGCUAAGUGUGGUAGGUUGGAUUAUGCGCGGGAGAUGUUUGAGGGAAUGCGUGAGAAGGACGAGGUUACUUAUGGGGCAAUUAUUUCGGGGUACAUGGAUUAUGGGCUUGUUGAUGAUGCCAUGGGUGUUUUUCGAGGGGUGAAGAACCCUGGAUUGAAUAUGUGGAAUGCUGUGAUUUCUGGUAUGGUUCAGAAUAAGCAGUUUGAAGGGGUUUUUGAUUUGGUACGGCAAAUGCAGGGUUCUGGUUUGAGUCCCAAUGCUGUCACACUUGCUAGCAUUCUUCCUUCGUUUUCGUACUUCUCAAACCUGCGAGGAGGGAAAGAGGUGCAUGGUUAUGCUAUCAGGAGAGGUUAUGAGCAAAAUGUAUAUGUGUCAACUUCUAUUAUUGAUGCUUAUGGAAAGUUGGGGUGUAUUUGUGGGGCACGGUGGGUUUUUGAUCUAUCACAGAGUAGGAGCUUGAUAAUUUGGACAUCAAUUAUAUCUGCUUAUGCUGCUCAUGGUGAUGCUGGUUUGGCACUUGGUCUCUAUGCUCAGAUGCUAGAUAAGGGAAUUCGACCUGACCCGGUGACAUUAACUUCUGUAUUGACAGCUUGUGCUCACUCUGGAUUGGUUGAUGAAGCUUGGAAUAUCUUCAAUUCGAUGCCCUCAAAAUAUGGCAUUCAACCUUUGGUGGAGCACUAUGCUUGCAUGGUGGGUGUUCUUAGUCGAGCUGGUAAGCUCUCAGAAGCAGUGCAAUUCAUUUCUGAAAUGCCAAUUGAACCAAGUGCUAAAGUUUGGGGUCCUCUACUACACGGGGCUUCUGUUUUUGGUGAUGUUGAAAUCGGCAAGUUUGCUUGUGAUCAUUUGUUUGAGAUUGAGCCUGAAAAUACUGGGAAUUACAUCAUUAUGGCCAAUUUAUAUGCACAUGCAGGGAAAUGGGAACAAGCUGGUGAGGUUAGGGAAAGAAUGAAAGUAAUUGGGUUACAAAAGAUCCGUGGAAGUAGCUGGAUUGAAACGAGUGGAGGGCUACUGAGUUUCAUUGCCAAGGAUGUGUCAAAUGGAAGAUCUGAUGAGAUUUAUGCAUUGCUGGAAGGGUUGCUUGGUUUGAUGAGGGAAGAAGGAUGUGUAUUACAGGAAGAGUUAGAUUAUGAGAAUGUUUUUAGUUAAUAACUGACAUGUGAUAACUUGCACUGAAAUGAUCAUUCGCCUCUGGUAUGGCCAGAGCAAAAAGAGACCACUCAACUUCUGAGAUGCAGAAACUAGAUAUCACCUGUAUCUCAAUACUCAGCAAAAAUAUGAAGCUUUACUGGGUGCACAAGGUCAAGAAUCAGGCUCUCCUUUUUUUCGAGUGUCUAUAGAAGAAAUUUAUGCAUUGCCUGCUGGUUACUGUUUUUCACCCAAGUUAGUCUAGGCUAAGAAACACAUGGCUCCAAGGAGUACUUGAUUAUUUUUCUUUUGGGUAAUGAAGGACUGCCAUCUUACCCUUGCUUUGUCAGUUCAGUUAAGAUUGCAUUGUUUGAUAAAUCAACUCUGAUUUCCAUCCAGGUUGGUUGUGACUUGUGAGUAAACUCUGAAUUUGAGCAGAAAAAGUUGCAUUCUGGCUGGCAGUUAUAACUUUAAUAGCAAAGGGGCUUCCUUGUGGUUAACUACGUUUUUUAGGCCAAAGGAAACACACACUACUGAAGUGGGUCUUGGGGAAAACUCACAGGCGGCCCCACGGUGAAGUUGAGAUGCAAAAGGGAAUGUAAUAAGGGCAACGUGUAUUGUGGGGUUUUAACAUCUGCUGCUUGGUGCUUGCUGGAAACCAGAUAUCGUAUGGGAACUUGCGAGUUUCCCUUCUAUAAGUAGUUUGAUUUAUUGUAAAAGGAAAACUACAUUGUGAUCAUGUUAUGCGAGCAUAGGAUCCCCGAUUAUCAGGAUGAAUACUUUUUUCUCUUUCAGAUUUAUGGCAUUAAGGUAGAUACGGCUUGGAUCGAUGAGAUGGGGACCUAAUAUUUUGUGAAAAGCUAGAAAAAGGGACACUUUCUGUUGAAAAUAGCCAGAAGAUUUUUUGGGAGAACACCAAAUUGGUGAGAUGAGACUUAGGAAUGCAUUGAACAUUGAUUUUGGCGAUGCCAGUUGGAAUUUAACACAGGAAGCAUAAUUGUUUUAUUUGUAGUCGUUUUUAGUGGGGCUUGUCUUGCAUGCACCUUUUCCUUUUCACAUCUUUACCACAUUCUUGUCUCGAAAAUAGUUUUCUUGCUAAUAAAGCAUA